Molecule: messenger RNA, 1033 nt
Organism: Lecanosticta acicola
Lineage: Eukaryota; Fungi; Ascomycota; Dothideomycetes; Mycosphaerellales; Mycosphaerellaceae
Source: the annotation of a GenBank genome assembly
AUGGCCUCCACAACUGCCUCAGCCGAAACAAACGGCGACACCAAACGCUCUCUCCGAUACGCAGAUGUCAGUCCCUCUCCAAUCCCAUCCCCAGUCCUCUCCAACUUGCUAACCAAACAUCCAGGUAUAGAUCGGCAUCAACCUCUCCGAUCCCAUCUUCCGCGGAAUCGGGCACGGAAAACGAAACCACGAAGACGACCUCAUCCACGUCAUCUCCCGCGCCCAGAAAUAUGGUGUACGCAAAAUGAUGAUCACGGGAUCCGACUACACCGAGUCGAAAAACGCCGUGAAGCUUGCGGAGGAGUAUCCUGGCCUCUGCUACGCGACGAUUGGAGUACACCCUUGUUCUGCGAAGAGUCUAGAGGAAGGAGGCGAAGCGUUGUUGGAAGAUCUGAAGAAUCUGGCCAUCGAGACGAGAGAUGCGGGCACCGCGACAGCUUUUGGAGAAAUCGGAUUGGAUUACGAUAGAUUGGAACAUUGUGAUAAGGAAACACAGAUGAAAUGGUUCGAACGACAACUGGACGUCGCUUGCGACCUGGGGAUGCCGCUAUUCCUACACUCCCGAGCCGCUGCGGCAGAUUUCGAAGCCAUCCUUCGCAAACGACUGGACCGAUUACCAAAGCGAGGCGUCGUGCACUCCUUCACUGGAACACUGGAAGAGAUGAAGGGCAUCAUAGACAUGGGAUUCGACAUCGGCAUAAACGGGUGCAGCAUGAAAGCGGAAGAGAAUAUGGCAGUGGUAAAGGAAGUGCCGCUGGAGAGGUUACAGAUUGAGACAGACGGACCAUGGUGUGAGAUGCGACCCAGUCACGCAAGCUCAAAAUACUUGAAAGAUGCCCCGGAAUUACCAAAGGCAGUCAAGAAGGAGAAGUGGAAUGCAGAAUGCAUGGUAAAAGGAAGAAAUGAGCCGUGUGCGAUUUUUCGCGUGGCAUAUGCAAUUGCAAAUGUCAAGGGGCUCAGUGUGGAGGAAGUUGCCGAGACUGCCUGGAGGAACUCAAUACGGAUGUUUGGAUUGGGCGAUUCGCAACCCUAG